Molecule: messenger RNA, 7110 nt
Organism: Piliocolobus tephrosceles (Ugandan red Colobus)
Lineage: Eukaryota; Metazoa; Chordata; Mammalia; Primates; Cercopithecidae
Gene: C9H10orf105
Product: chromosome 9 C10orf105 homolog
Exons: 2
Coding region: 4412-4813 (133 amino acids)
Source: RefSeq, a predicted model, not a curated record
CAAGAAGCGCUAGAACCCUGGAGGCGGAGGUUGCAGUGAGCAGAAAUCACGCCACUGCACUCCAGCCUGGGCCACAGAGGGAGACUCCGUCUUAAAAACAAAUAAUCAAAAAAGCUGCCCCUCACCCACCUUGUGUGAAUAAGGAGAAUGUCCCUGUUUCCUCCCUCUGGCCUUGCCCCAUGUGUACAGCCCUGGGGGUUUUCUUGGCUUCAUCUCCCAGACCUUUGGAAGCCUAGAGAAGCUCUGCCCUCGCCCAGGCAGGAGGGUGGCCCCCCAUCCUAGGGCAGCCUCACUUACCAUGGAGGAUGCGGUACCAUACACGCCCAAACUCGCCCUCGUCCGCGUCUGUGGCUUUCAGCUGAGGGAGAAUGAGACAUGAGUUACUUCUUGAAUGCCACCCAGCAGGGAGAUAAGAGGUUUUUAGACCCCCUUUCCUUCCCGUCACGCAUCCUACCCCAUCCUGCCAAAACCAGUGGUCUCCCACAGAGGCUGGGGGUGUGGGAGACAAGGGGACGUGUGCGUCUUUCUGAUCCCCAUGAGGAUGUCCAACCGCUGAAGGCCCCUGUGGCCCUGUCCAGGGCCAGCUCUGCCUCUGAUCCUCCUUCAGGUUCACCGGGAGGACAGGGGAGAAGGUGAAAGAUGGCACUGCAGCUCGCUGGGUUGAGGCUCUCUCAGGCUGUCCCAUCCCUCCACAUCCCUACCCAGCAGCCUUUCGGAGCCCAGGAACCUCUCCCAGGGUGCCUGGACAACAGGGUUGCUUCUUGCCUGCAUUUCCUUGGCCCGAAACUAUUCUGGCCACACUGGGUCCCAGCCAGCACUGUACACUGUAACCGUCACUUCAUGGAAGCCCAGGAGCCCUCCUCCCACGUGAGUGCUCCAUGUUCAUUCACAUGCACCAUCACCCCAGUCUAGCUUCAGAUCGGCCCGUAUGGCUGCACCUCAGGCUUAUGUGUUUAUGUGUUGCCUCUGGUGGGCUUGUAUGUGGGGGGGAUGGUGUUGUCACUCUGAGACACUGCCUAGUGCUCAGCCCUUUUUACAAGGAGUCCAGCCUCAAGGCUCCUGGUAGAACCAUAGCUGACCCCAAUGUGAGUCCUGUCAAGCCAACAACUGAAUAACUACUUUACCCACUGUCCACCCAAAACAAGUGGAGAACAACCCCCCACUCCCCCAGGGCAGUGCAGGAAGAGGCUGGAACCUCCCAUGACAUGUCGUCCUGUUGGAUCUGUGGUGAAUUGCUUUGUAAGACCCUGGGCUCUCCCACUUCUUCUGGGUCUGCCCCUCCUUCUCUCACCACCUCUCACUUCAACCCUGUGGUGUGCACGGGAGCUGCCAUUUUCUUCCUGACCCUGCCAAGAUGGUCAGAGGGGAUUGGUCCAGGACCAGGUGCCUGAUCAAAGCUCAGCCAAUCGCAUCCUUCUCUGGGAUUGUUGAUCUUGGGCCCAGAGAGAUUGAGUCAGUCUUUCUAGAAGUAAAAUGCGGGAAUAUCAACAGCCCCUCUCUUGCACACCCCUGGGCCCCAUCUCCCACCACUCUCCUCUUAACUGCCCUAGCACACUGGUCUCCUGGCUGUUUCUUGAACACCAAGCGUGUGCUGGCCUCAUGGCUUCUGCCCUGGCUGUUUCCUGGCAAGCUCUCCCUCCAGAUACUUGCAUGUUCAUGCCCUCAUCUCCUUCGGUUUUUAAUCAAAUAUCUUCUCCUAAGACCCUCCCUGUGCACUGCAUAUGAAACUAUAGCCCCCACUCCAAUGUCCUGGCCUUCCCUACCCCCAGUCACCCUCUGAUACACACUAUCUUUGUUUAUUGCCUAUAUCCCCACAGGAAGAAAGGGUUUUGUGCGCUGCGACAUCCCUGGUCUCUGGAACAACAAUCCUGGCACACAGUAGGAUCAAACAUGUGAAUGACUUAGAAGCAGAGCUCCAGGGAGAGGAACUAGGCUGACAGUGAGCACGAGUGAAGGACACAUACAACACUCAGCCCUGGUUUGCAUCCCUGGGCCCAGCUAUUCCAGGAGCCCAUCUCUGCCUCGCCUCCUGUUUGAUUUUUCCUUUGAUCCUGGGGGGUAUCCCAGUAUUGCUCCUUCUUCUCCUUCUGCCUAGAUUAUUAGACACUUCUCCUUCUGCCUAGAUUAUUAUUAAUUUUUUGUAGAGACAGGGUCUUGCUAUAUUGCUGAGGCUGGACUUGAACUCCUGAGCUCUAGCAAUCCUCCCGCCUUGGCUUCCCAAAGUGCUGGGACUACAGGUGUGAGCCACCAUGUCUGGCCCUGCCUAAGAUAAUAUAGAAUGGAUUUUCUUUCUUGCCACCCAAAGCCCUAAUGCAGGGUUUCCUAUCUUUGCUCACCGGACAAACCUGCAGAGAAGAUGGGGAUGGGUUCCUGCUAGCAAAGAUCAAGAAAACAGUGAGGGUGGGAUUGGCUGAAGGCUUCCAAAGGAGGGAGCUGGGUUUGGAAGGAUGGCGGAAACCUGGCUUAGCAGAGAGAGGUGGAACAUUUGUGCUGGGAAACAGUGUGAGCCGAAGUAGAGGCAGCUGGGGAGGCUGAGGAAGGAACUGGGACCCCAGUCUAGAGUGAAGGGUUCAUGCAGGGACAGCAGAGGGCUGUGGUUGGAAGAGUGGAAUGACAGCCUCAAUCAGCAGCACUGAGGCCCUGGAGCCUCCACAGGACGGCGAACACAGACAUGGUGGUAUGGAGGGAGAGCAAGGAGCCCACAGCAGGCGCUGGCCUGGUCAGGCUCGAUGCACACCCGGACGCUGCUGUAAGCAUGUCUGAGGAUUCUGAUGAGCAUGUUGACGGUGGGGAGGAGGACCGAUACACUGGAGCAAGAAGAACAAGGGCUCUGGGUCAGGCACACCCAAGCAUGAAUUUAGGAUUUGUCACUUACUCUCUAUGGCACCAUGGAUAAGUACUUUAGCCCCCUUGAGCCUCAGUUUCCUCAUCUUUAGACUGGGCACAAAGAUGACCAACCUUGCAGGGUUGAGAGGAAGAUCAGAAGUCAUCCUGCAAAGCAUCUUGGCUGGUGCCUAGCAUGGGGAUGUGUGGUAAAGGUUGACAUGAGUGAUGCCACCUUCUCCAGGGAGCCCUCUUGAUUUAUGCCAGAGCUGGGGAUGGCUGGGUUGCCCCUUGCCUUGCAGUUCCUUCUCUCCCCAUUCCCUGAGAAAUCUUAGGAGCUGGCAGGUGGAGGGAUGUAACAGGGUGCUUCAAUUGUCCAGAUCUGGAAGGGCUCAGGACUGGGAAGAGAGCCACGUUGCCCAGAGCACGCCCUUGUGUGUCUAUCGAUGGUGAGAUUUCCUUGACGCCUCCCUGCUCCAGCAGCCUGCACCACCCUGGAAGCUUUGCCUUCUGCCAUCUCAGGAGGAACGGGGGCCACAGAUGAAGUGUUCAGUUGGUUUUAGAAGAGGAAGUUAAGGAAAAUGAGGGCAGUGAAGGCUGUGAUGGGAGGGGCAGGAAUCCCAAUGGGGGUUCUGGGCAUUGGGAACACCUUUGGGCUGGAUGCUUUGCCUACACUGGAUGCCUACUGCCUGCCCCUGCCCACCCGGCACAGGGGAAACACCAACUCCCCCACCUCUCCCUUGCUGCGUGCCUCUGGGCAGAUCACACCUCUUUGGGCCUCAGUUUGGUCAUCUCAGAGAAGACGGGGCUCUUCUCUCAGAAGAGGAGUUAGAUGACCCUUGAGGACCUCUCCAGCCCUAACAGCCCAUAGGAAAGCUCCUGUCCGCCUUGGGGUUGGCAGACAGUGCCUCCUUUUGUGGGUAAGGGCAGGAGGGAAGAGCUAAAAACCAUAAACUGGGGCUCCAAAAAAGGGAAUGGGUCCGAGGCUCAGGUCUUGGACACAGCCAUGACUCCCGUCUUGAGUUGCACUUCUGGGAGCUUGGAGGUCCCUCGUGGGGAAGCUGCGGAAGACUUGGGCUCCUAAGCAGGCAGCUGGUUGCCAGGGAACCUCUGGCUUCCGGGGAGAAAGAAGGCUGGGGGAGGGAAGUGUGUGUCUGUGUUUGUGUGUGUUUGUGUGUGUGUGUGUGUGUGUGCGUGUGUGUGGUUUGGAAAGAGCCUCCGGUGGAGGUCUCCUGUGGCUCACCCGCACUGUGGGGAGCAUGGCCUUUGCAGUCCCUCACUCCUAUGCUUUCUGCUCUGGGAUCCCCCUGACCUUUGAAGAUGCCCCUCACCCCUCGCUUCUGUAGCCAGACACCUUCAAAGGAAAGGUGCUUUUCUAGAAGCCGAGGGAAAAGCCUGGAAGGAGCGGGGCCCAGGGACGCUGCAAGAGGGGCCUCAGGGGCUGCCAGGGCCCAGCACUCUGCCUGCUCCCCUCCCACCACGGCUGGUAACCUCUCUCCCGGGUAACCUGGUGGCUGGCAGCCACUGAAUAGCGACCCGCUGGCUGCUGCCGACCAUACCAUUCAAACUCCCAGCAGGGGAAGGAGCCAUGAGCACAGAGGGCCCCAGCCUCGACAGCUCCCCAGCCAUCAGCCCCCUCGCCUUUCUCUCAGCUCCCGUCACUCCCGGGACCCUUGCAGAGGCAACUGACCCCCUCCCCAUGCUCAUUGCCCUGGCCUGCAUCUUCCUCCUGCUGGCCACCUGUCUGCUGUUCAUGACGCUCUGCAAGCCGGCCGCGCUGGACCCGAGCCGCCGCAGGGCUCGCGAGUGCAUGCCCCACCACCCCGGGAGCCCCAGUGAGCCCCAGCUCCGGCUCUGGAAGCGCCUGGGCUCCCUGCGCCUCUCCCUGCACAGCUUCCGCCGUGGCUGGCCCACCGCCCCUCGACGGCCCCUGCCGGGCCCCAAUGACCACCACGGCCACUGUGACUGCACGGAGUCUACCAAGAUGUGAUGGGGUGUCCACACACAUGCCCCCACACCCCCCAGGUCUACCUGUAGAUCCUCCUGCUUCAGAGACCGGUGCUGCAGGCUGCAGGAAGACAGUGGCCCAAGCAGCCUGGGCCACACACUCACCCCUGAAGCUCCUUGCAUGCCCAGGCCAGUGCCCUUCCCUAAAGGUGAUCCUCAGAAGAGCACCUUCCUCUCUGCAGACGCCCUAGCUGCUGCUUGAUGAAAGACUUCUUUCUGGUCAAGAGAUGAGCACUCGUGGUCAUCUGGGCCUUUGGCCUGAGGCUCCACAGGGUACAACCUGGGGCUUGUAACCACCUCCUAGAAGCAGCACCCUCGCUCGCCACAGAAGCCUUGCCCUCCACGUGCCAAAGCCCAGCUUGGAGAAGUUGCCAAAUGGCAAAGGUUUUCUUUAGCCAAGUGAAAUGCUCAGCCUACACCGGGGCCAAGGCACUGUCCUGCCAUCUGUGCUGGCCCAGUGCUGGGGCAAAACCUCGGGGCUCCCUUCCUUGGGUUUCCUGGAUGCUACCAGCAUCUGCCUGGUGCUGCCUGUGGGAGCAGCUGCCUCCCUCCUGGUGGAUCAGAUGCCUGGGUGCCGGCUGGGAGGAGGAGCAAGCGGGGCUCUCCAAGUACGGUCUUGGCAGCCAUCUUGGUGGCCCCUCUUCAGGGCACCCACGUUGGGAUCGAUCAGGAAGGGACUGAGGAUAAACAAGGAGGCUCCCUUCAGAGGCCGGGGCGGGUGCUGUGACAGAGUGGCAAGAGGCAGGGCACUUCCAGCAGCUGGAGGUGAUGCCACCUGGGCUUGGAGGAGGACAGCUCACAGCAGCUCCACACCUCACAGCAGCUCCACACCUCACCACAGCUCCACACCUCACCCAGGGAAAGCAGCGGCCUCCUUGAGGGUGGGAUGGUCCAGAUCUCUCCAGGACAGCUGUGGAGACUCGGGUCCGGCCCACACUAGCGAUGCUAUCUAUGGUUUUGGUGAGUGCUUUGCUGACUACCUGUCAAAGCAGUCCCACCCCAGGAUGGGCUUCUCAGAAUCCCAAACCCUUGACCUCUCACCCCAGUGCCAGGGUUAAACACUUUGGUCAGGUCCCAAAUUUGAAGGGUGGGCAGAGGGAGGACUUGGGCUGCCCAGCUUCUGUCCCAGUCAGCUGGCCAGGAUCCCAUCACAAAGCUGCCCCACCCCCAUCCUGCUGUGACCCACAACUCAGCCAGCCAAGUCUUCCCAAGGAGUGAGCUCUGGCUUGCCACUCCCCAUCUCCAAAACCUUCACUGGCUCCCUAGUACCAAAUGGACAUAGCCAAAGCUCCUCAGCCCAGCGUGCAGUGCCCCCUGGGAGCUGGCUCCAGUGAACCUUUCAAGCCUCAUCUUGAUCCAAAACUCCAAGAAAACUGAACAACCUGUCACUCACUAACUGUGACUUAUGCUUCACACAUACCCACUCCGUGAAGCCCUCCUGCCUGGAGCCGCCCCUACUGUCUCCUACCUCUCUUGGGGAGGACAAGGAACAUUCUCUUGGCAGCGUGGGUCCUUCUUGUCUAUGUCUUCUCUUUCCUACCAGCUUGGGAGCUUGCAGAGAGCCAGACCUUGUCCAGCCCCUCACUUUGACUCCCCAGUUCUGUGCACAGAUGUAUGAGGUUUCUGUGUACAGAGUGAAGAGUGGCCCAGCCUGGGGGUGUCCCCACCCUCUGAGGCAGGAGUCCUGGUGGGAGCCGGCACAACACAGAGCCUCAUCUUCCCUCAGAUGCCCCUAGAAAGAUUUCUCUCCAAGCAGGCCCUAUUGGAGAAGCCCACUGUCCCUUCCAAGUCAAUCUGAUCUCAAAAAGUGAGUCCAGCUUCACAAGAAACUUACUUACAGGACCUUGGAGAAGUCAUCCUGAGACCCUGCAUUUUUCCCUGAGAAAUGGGAGAAAUCAGCGCUGCCCUGUAUUAACUCGCUGGCUCUAGGAUUUCAGUACGAGUAGUAUUGUGUAAAUAGAAACCAAGUCUUUGGGUUUAGAAAGUGGGGCAGGCCUCCUCCCUAAGGGUUUUGUUCCUUUCUCCCUUCUGGCUCAGUAACCUCUUCCUGGUUUGCUUCCCUUGGGGCCUCCCUGCACAUCCCAGGCUGGAUUCAGCCUGUAGCCAUCCACCCCACCAGCAGGCCCUGCUGGCCACUAGGCACUCUCUCCCUGGAGGUUGGGGUAGGGGGUGAGGCUGCCCUGAGGCCUGAAGAAGGAAAAGCCCAGGAAGGGGAGGGGCUCUCAAUUGGGUUUCAGGUACCAGGCCAGGGGGUUAUGCUCCAAGUCCUUAUAAGCUGAG